Trypanosoma theileri is the source of this 819-nucleotide messenger RNA. RefSeq lists its product as uncharacterized. The coding region runs from base 1 to 819 and encodes 272 amino acids. The transcript has a single exon. Lineage: Eukaryota; Euglenozoa; Kinetoplastea; Trypanosomatida; Trypanosomatidae. The record is from RefSeq and is a predicted model, not a curated record.
AUGGUCACUAAUACUGCUAAUGAAAAAGUGAAUCCCAAAGUAAGUGUGAAGGCACCGCUGCAAGGCUCCUAUGGCGCAGCAUCACGUCAUCACAAAAGAUAUCAUCAGUGUGAUUGCUAUGGACACACAGAGGGACUUCCCAACUAUAAGCUGCUCGCACAACCCCGGACAAAUAACUACUACUGCGCAACAGGUGGAUGUCCCUGUAUUCCUCGGGCCGCCGCCCAUCCAGGCAGUUGGCGUCUCAAAGCCUCUCAGCUUCGAUCCGCAACGCACACACUCGGUGUGGGCUGCACAAAAAAACGUCCUGGACACACAUGUUGUGUGCACGCUGGUGAGACAUACGGAUGGAAGCCUGGUCCACACACAGUUCUCGCAAAGAAUACAGCCGCUUCUGGUCUUUGUGAUACCUUUGGUAACAUGGCUUUUAAGAGUCGUACUGGAUUGCGAGAGAAGGUCAGUGAUGUGAGCAGCGUCUGUACACAAAAGUUAGAGGACCUUGAAGCCUUAAUUCUUGAAGAACACGAGGCACGCCGUAAUGUUGAAAUGGAUGUGGAAGAACUUAAAAAAAUUCAAGAAAAUGGAACCCAAGAUCUCUAUAAACAGGACUUUGAGAAUGAAAAGAAGCGGAAGCUGGCAGCAGCGGCUACAGAAACGCAGUUCAAUGACCUUCUGCGUGAGAUACGUGCUAUUGUGAAGAGGCCUCUCAAUCAGACAAAUAUGGAUAUUCUUCGAAGUGUGGUGGAUCGUCAAGAGCGAUUGAUGCAAUUACGUGCAGCUAAGGCAGAAGAAGACUAUCCACCAAUUAUUAACAAUUAA